Messenger RNA from Anneissia japonica, 397 nucleotides. RefSeq names its product actin-like protein 6A. Lineage: Eukaryota; Metazoa; Echinodermata; Crinoidea; Comatulida; Comatulidae. The record is from RefSeq and is a predicted model, not a curated record. The transcript has 3 exons. Gene Ontology annotation, biological process: nervous system development; regulation of transcription by RNA polymerase II. Bases 47 to 307 code for a protein of 86 amino acids. Gene Ontology annotation, cellular component: SWI/SNF complex; NuA4 histone acetyltransferase complex. Gene Ontology annotation, molecular function: chromatin binding.
UUUUCUUUAUAUUUUAUAAUAUUAUUUUUGUUUGCAUUUCUAGGCUAUGUACAGUAGUAUUAUUUUAGCUGGUGGAAACACACUAAUAAAUGGUUUUUCAGACAGACUUUUAAGAGAAUUGCAGACUCGCACACAGAAUAACACAAAAUUAAAGAUUAUUGGAAGCAAUAGCAGCUCAGAACGACGGUUUAGUUCUUGGAUUGGAGGAUCAAUUCUCGCCUCACUUGGAACAUUCCAACAGAUGUGGAUCUCGAAGCAAGAGUACGAAGAAACAGGAAAGACGUGUGUGGAUAGGAAGUGUCCUUGAGGAAAAUGUAAACAAUUCCAAAAACCCCAUUUCAUUUGUAUCCUUAACUAUUUAUAGAUUGUAUAAGAAUAGCCUCAUGCAUCCUAAUCA